AUGGAGAAACCAUGGAAGUGUGGCGACUGCGGGAAAGGUUUCCGUGUCCCGUCUGCCCUGGAGACACAUCGUCGCAGUCACACCAGGGAGAAGCCAUUCUCCUGUCCUGAGUGCGGGAAGGCCUUCAGUGAUUCCUCUGCCCUGCUGAGGCAUCGGCGAGAAGAGCUUCAGCGAUUCCUCCGCCCGGCUGAGGCACUUGCGGGUGCACACGGGGAGAGGCCCUUCAGCUGCCUCAAGUGUGGGAAGGCCUUCAACGAUUCCUCCGCCCUGAUCAGGCACCAGCGGCUGCACACAGGGGAGAGGCCCUUCCGCUGCCCCGAUUGUGGGAAGGUGUUCACUCGCUCCUCCCACCUCGUGAUUCAUCGGCGGGUCCACACCGGUGAGAAGCCCUUCCCCUGCCCCAAAUGUGGGAAGGCCUUCAGCGAUUCCUCUGACCUGCUGGCCCACCGGCGGGUCCACACUGGCGAGAGGCCGUUCACCUGCUCUGUCUGCGGGAAGUGCUUCACACGCUCUUCUGACCUGCUGAAGCACCAGCGUGUCCACACUGGGGAAAGGCCCUUCAGCUGCUCUGAGUGCGGGAAGGGCUUUACUCAGGCAUCCCACCUGCUGACACACCGGUGGGUCCACACUGGGGAGAGGCCGUUCACCUGCCUCGAGUGCGGGAAGGGCUUUGCUGUCUCCUCCAGUCUACUGACGCACCAGCGGGUCCACACUGGGGAGAGGCCGUUUGCCUGCCCUGAGUGUGGGCAGAGGUUCACAAUGUCCUGCAGUUUGAACAAGCACCAGCGGAGGCACCAAUUCUCCCAACAAUCAGAUUCUGCCGGUAACGCUGCUGAGGGUCACCCCCAGGUCUGA
This is a messenger RNA of Hemiscyllium ocellatum (epaulette shark), 855 nucleotides long. RefSeq names its product zinc finger protein 239-like. The record is from RefSeq and is a predicted model, not a curated record. Bases 1 to 855 code for a protein of 284 amino acids. The transcript has 2 exons. Gene Ontology annotation, molecular function: RNA polymerase II cis-regulatory region sequence-specific DNA binding; DNA-binding transcription factor activity, RNA polymerase II-specific. NCBI's taxonomy places the organism in Eukaryota, Metazoa, Chordata, Chondrichthyes, Orectolobiformes, Hemiscylliidae. Gene Ontology annotation, biological process: regulation of transcription by RNA polymerase II.